Lottia gigantea (owl limpet) is the source of this 3132-nucleotide messenger RNA. RefSeq lists its product as hypothetical. The record is from RefSeq and is a predicted model, not a curated record. Lineage: Eukaryota; Metazoa; Mollusca; Gastropoda; Lottiidae. Bases 1 to 3132 code for a protein of 1043 amino acids. Gene Ontology annotation, cellular component: ribonucleoprotein complex; cytosol. Gene Ontology annotation, biological process: cytosolic ribosome assembly. Gene Ontology annotation, molecular function: ribosome binding; GTP binding; GTPase activity. The transcript has a single exon.
AUGAAUCGGAACUCGCCGCAACAAGUGGCAAGUUUACAAAAAACUGUUGAAAAUGUGCGAAAUAUUUGUAUUUUGGCACACGUGGACCAUGGGAAAACGACAUUAGCUGACUCCUUGGUUGCCAGUAAUGGUAUUAUUUCUCAAAGAAUGGCUGGUAAAAUGAGAUAUAUGGACAGCCGGGAUGAUGAGCAAGCCCGUGGUAUAACUAUGAAAUCUAGCGCCAUAUCUUUGUUGUUUUCACAAAAUUCCACUCAACAUCUGGUUAAUUUGAUAGACUCACCUGGCCAUGUUGAUUUCUCUAAUGAAGUUUCCACUGCAGUAAGACUGUGUGAUGGUGCCCUGUUGAUUGUUGACGUUGUUGAAGGAGUGUGUCCACAAACUCAUGCUGUGCUGCGGCAAGCCUAUUUAGCUAAUGUCAAACCUAUUUUGAUUCUCAACAAAAUUGACCGACUGAUCAUUGAGCUCAAGUUAUCUCCCAUGGAAGCGUACAUGGUUCUUCAACAGAUUUUAGUGCAAGUGAAUUUAUUGACCAAUGAACUGUACACGUCCGAAGCCAUGGAGGUCAAAGAUGAUUGGACAACGCAUGAAGAUGAAGAAAGCGGCGAAGAUCGUAAUAUUUUUUUCUCACCAGAUCGUGGAAAUGUUUUAUUUGUCAGUGCCCUGGACGGCUGGGGAUUUACAAUUUCUCAUUUUGCAGAACUUUACAGUGAGAAGUUAGGUUUUAACAAAAAUGUACUAGAGAAAACGUUAUGGGGAGACUUUUAUGUGAACAUGAAGGCAAAGACAAUAUCAAAAGGGGCUCAAUCAAAAGGAAAGAAGCCUCUAUUUGUUCAGUUAAUCUUAGACAAUAUCUGGUCUUUGUAUGAGGCAAUUUAUUUCAAAAAGGACAAAGAAAUGAUAGAAAAAAUUCAGAAAACAUUGUCGUUGAAAAUAUCUGCCCGUGAUAUGAGACAUAAUGAUGCUCGGAUUUUGUUACAGGCUCACACUUCACAAUGGCUGCCCGUAUCACAAGCUGUUCUGUCUUCAGUCUGUAGCAUGUUGCCCUCCCCUCUCAAAAUAACCGAAGACACUGUUGAGAAAUUGAUGUGCGGAUUUGGGCGUCGGUUUUCAUCUCUACCCCCUCAAACCCAGGCAUUGAAAUCAAAUUUUCUAUCCUGUAGUUCAGCUGAUCAAGCUCCUGUCAUUGUUUUUGUAUCCAAAAUGUUUCCAGUUGAUAGAAAAAUAUUACCACAGAACAGACAAAGGGCGUUAACUCACGAAGAACUGAAACAACGUAGAGACAUGGCCAUUCAAAGACACACGGAACGUAUAUCUGGUUUGACACUGGCAGAGGAGAAUGGUGAACCAAUCACAUCUGACAUAGGCGAGGGUUCCAAUUCUGAAACCACAAAGGGUAACAAAUCUGGACAAGUUUUCAUAGCUUUUGCUAGAAUUUAUAGUGGAACUAUUAAAAGUGGUCAAAAACUGUUUGUGCUUGGUCCCAAACAUGAUCCGUCUCUAAACAUAGGUGAUGUUGACGUUAAAAAAACUUUGAAAGAUUUAUCAUCUGAUGAACACGUCACGUCAUUUGUGGUGAAUGAUUUAUAUUUAUUUAUGGGACGUGAGUUGGAAUUGAUGGAAGAAAUACCAGCUGGAAAUAUCCUUGGUAUCGGUGGACUCGAAGACCAUAUCUUAAAAUCAGCAACUGUCUCCUCAUCUGUAUAUUGCCCUUCUUUCUCAACCAUGAGUUUUGAAUCGAAGCCGAUAGUUCGCGUAGCCGUGGAGCCAGAUCAAGCCUCCAAUAUGCAGGCGGUGUCCGAGGGUCUCCGAUUGUUAAAUCAGGCUGAUCCUUGUGUUGAGGUCUGUGUACAGGAAACUGGCGAGCAUGUUAUUAUUACAGCAGGAGAGGUUCAUUUACAGCGAUGUAUUGAAGAUUUACAAGAUCGUUAUGCCAAGGUUGAAGUCUCGGUUUCUGAUCCAAUUGUUGCUUUUCGAGAAACUGUCAUACGACCGCCUAAGAUGGAUAUGGUCAAUGAAGCCAUAGCAACGCAAAAUCAACCAAUCAAAUCCCAGUCGUUAAAACAAUUUGAAGAUGACGAAGAAGUUAUCGGGGAAGGUCUCGUUGAAAUUUUGACACCAGAUAAAAACGUAGUUAUUCGACUGCGCUGUGUUCCGUUACCAACCUCUGUGACAGAUCUGCUUGUUGAAAAUCACGAUUUGCUCAAAGCUUUACACAAAUCUUUGAAACUUGAGGAAAACUCUAGUGAAACUGUGUUAAAUUCUCUGACUAUUCAAAGUUUAAAAGAUUUCAAAAAUAAUUUAGCAAAACAUUUUUCAGAGGAAAAUGAUUCUUGGAAGGAUGUUGUCAAUCAAAUUUGGAGUUUUGGUCCCAAAAAAACUGGACCCAAUAUUUUGUUAAGUCGAGUAGAUGGGUAUAAGAGGCCAUCAGUCUGGAGAUGUAUAGAGGAUUCAAAAAGUGACGUUGCAUUGCGUUAUUUGGACAAUAGUGUUAUUAAUGGUUUUCAAAUGGCUACGUUAGCUGGGCCGUUAUGUGAAGAACCGAUGCAUGGUGUUUGUUUUAUUGUAGAAAAAUGGGAAAAUGCUCAUACUCAGAAUGGUGAUGUUUCACUAGAAACUAAAAAAGAUGUUUAUGGUCCUCGUUCCGGACAAAUUAUGUCCAUAGUGAAAGAUGGUUGUCGUAAAGCUUUCCAGACACAAUCACAGCGACUUGUGGUGGCCAUGUUUAAAUGUGAAAUACAAGUGACUACGGAGGUGUUGGGCAAACUUUACGAAGUUUUAGGAAAACGAAACGGUCGAGUCCUGUCUGAAAAAAUGAAGGAAGGGACGCAACUCUUCAUAGUAGAAGCUGUCAUUCCAAUUGUUGAGAGUUUUGGUUUUGCAUUAGAUGUUCGAAAACGUACAAGUGGUCUGGCCACUCCCCAACUUCAAUUCAGUCACUGGGAAACGCUAGAUGUUGACCCAUUUUGGGUUCCCACUACUGAAGAAGAGUUGCUCCAUUUUGGUGAAAAGUCAGAUUUUCAAAAUCGUGCUCUAGUGUAUAUGAAUAAUGUUCGAAAACGAAAAGGUUUAAAAGUUGAAGAGAAAAUUGUAGAGCACGGUGAAAAACAGAGAACUUUGACUCGAAAUAAAUAG